Molecule: messenger RNA, 453 nt
Organism: Chelonoidis abingdonii (Abingdon island giant tortoise)
Lineage: Eukaryota; Metazoa; Chordata; Testudines; Testudinidae
Product: sperm acrosome membrane-associated protein 3-like
Biological process (GO): fusion of sperm to egg plasma membrane involved in single fertilization
Cellular component (GO): acrosomal vesicle; sperm flagellum
Molecular function (GO): lysozyme activity
Source: RefSeq, a predicted model, not a curated record
AUGGCAACUCUCGUGCUACUGUCCAUCUUGGCUUGUGUCCUUGUGGGGAACAUGGGGAAGAUAUUCCGGCGCUGCGAGCUAGCCCAGGUGCUGCACCAGGCAGGGAUGAAUGGAUUCCGAGGCUACAGCCUGGCUGAUUGGCUGUGCAUGGCAUUCCAUGAAAGUCGGUUCAACACGGACACGGUGGACCAUGAAGCUGAUGGAAGCACUGACAACGGCAUCUUCCAGAUCAACAGCCGCCAGUGGUGCGAUGACUACAGGAGCUCCACCCAGAACCUCUGUCACAUGCACUGCAGUGAUUUGCUGACCAGUGACAUCAACGAUGACAUCGUGUGUGCCAUGCAGAUUGUGCAAAAGCCAAGGGGUAUGGGGGCCUGGCUGGCCUGGAGGAAACACUGUGAAGGCCAUGACCUCUCACAAUGGGUGGAAGGAUGCAAUGUGGGAAGUAGAUGA